UGUGUCCAUUCUCCACGCUGGACAGAGUGACCCUCGUCCAGCACAAGUACACCAAACAUUCCACGCCCUUGCCACCAGGAUACACCAUAUACCGAUGUCCUGAAGCUGACUGCAUGUUUGAGACCUUCAGGAAACAAGUCUUCACUGGCCAUGUCAAUACUCACAAAGGCAUUCAGAUGUACACCUGUGACGUCUGUCAGAAGAAGUUCAGCACUGCUGGGAAUCUACGCAGUCACAGGAUUGUACAUAAAGAGAAGUCCUUGCAGUGUCCCUACUCUGGAUGUGAUUUCUCAACCAGACUGAAGAACAGGUUGGCUCAGCACGUCAAACUGAUGCAUACACAUAGGGACUCGAAGCCUCACGUGUGUCCACACUGCCCAUACAAGACAGCAAUCAAGGGAAAUCUCCUUAAACAUCAGAGGAACGUCCACAGGCCAAGACACAACUCUUCACUGGCACAUACAAAGGGGAACAACUCUGACAAGGGAGACAACCCUGUAGCAGAACAGUCUUUAUCUUCUACCACCGUGUUAAAAUCCCUGCUGUAUUCUACAGGGCCGAUUCAGCUGCUGGAUGUAACAAGCCAUGCUCUCUCGGACGGUGAAAUCAUCGUGAAUCAGAUAUCCCCACAAACACCAGCUCAUGGGGCUGCUUCGGUGGUUCUGGAUGUACAACAACCUUGACAUUGGUCAGAAUAUCAGCGUGUCGGCUAAAUAUGAGAUACAUCCAAGAGCAAUGCCAGUGUUUUCCUCUAGUUGACCCCCCUCAUACAUGCACACGGGUAUCGGACAGAUCA
Haliotis rubra (blacklip abalone) is the source of this 796-nucleotide messenger RNA. RefSeq names its product zinc finger protein 410-like. The coding region runs from base 114 to 683 and encodes 189 amino acids. The record is from RefSeq and is a predicted model, not a curated record. Gene Ontology annotation, biological process: regulation of gene expression. Lineage: Eukaryota; Metazoa; Mollusca; Gastropoda; Lepetellida; Haliotidae. The transcript is spliced from 5 exons. Gene Ontology annotation, cellular component: nucleus.